Molecule: messenger RNA, 3894 nt
Organism: Lotus japonicus
Lineage: Eukaryota; Viridiplantae; Streptophyta; Magnoliopsida; Fabales; Fabaceae
Exons: 2
Coding region: 1-3894 (1297 amino acids)
Molecular function (GO): RNA-DNA hybrid ribonuclease activity; nucleic acid binding
Source: RefSeq, a predicted model, not a curated record
AUGAUUGGUUUUGAACAAUUUAAAAUCAUUUCAUGGAACAUUCGAGGGGCUAGAAGUGGAAACAGUAAAGUUUUCAUGAAGGAACUUGUGAGGUGCCAUAAGCCGGAUUUAAUCCUGCUCAUGGAAACUAAGUGUCAAUUCAGAAGUGUGCAUGCUUUUUGGAAUUCUUUGGGCUAUGGUCCUGGUUUCAUUUCAGAAGCAGUUGGAUUCAGCGGUGGUAUAUGGGUACUCACUAGUAUUAACUCGGGAGUAUCCUUUCGCCUCCUAGAUAUGCAUAACCAGGUCAUUUCCUUUGAAGUAUGGAGGGCUAAUUUAUCCUGGGUUUGCAGUGCAGUUUAUGCCUCUCCUAACCCCAGUAGAAGAGAUCUCCUGUGGUCUCACUUGAACAACUUGAGGAACUCCAUUACUGCUCCUUGGCUCCUAGUGGGAGACUUCAACGAAAUCCUCCUCCCCUCGGAGGUGCGUGGGGGCAAUUUCCUCCAAAAUAGAGCAGCACGGUACCAAUCAGAUCAUGUCCCCCUCCUCAUUCACUGUGGACCUAUGAUGCAAGGUGCAAAUGAUAGACCCUUCAGAUUCUUGGCGGCUUGGGCGGAGCACCCUGAGUAUGAAACUGUGGUGAAGAAUGCUUGGAGGAGUAGUGAUGAGGACAUCCAAGUCAAGCUGAACCGCCUUAGCAAUGAUUCCCAAACGUUUAAUAAAGAUGUUUUUGGAAAUAUCUUCAGGAGGAAGCGUAGAGUGGAGGCGAGACUAAAAGGGAUCCAAAGAGCUUUAGACCAGCAGGUCUCCUCAGAUUUGGUACGCUUGGAAGCUGAACUUCAGAAGGAACUGAGGGACGUGUUAAAACAUGAAGAACUCCUUUGGUACCAAAAAGCGCAGGGUAAUAGGAUUCGCUUUGGAGAUCGCAAUACGUCCUACUUCCAUGCUCAUACAGUGAUCCGCAGGAGAAGAAAUAACAUUCACAGGCUCAAGCUCAAUGAUGGCUCUUGGUGUACAGAUCAGCAAACCCUAGCAAAUGAGAUCAGAAACUACUUCUCCACUCUCUUCAGCGCCAUUCCCCUGGACACCGGUGCUGGCCUUUUGCAUUCAGUGGUGCCUCGUCUCUCCCCAGCUGCUAGGGAGUCGUUAGUUCUUCCCGUUGACAAGGAUGAGGUAUACAAAGCUUUAAUGUCCAUGCGUUCUUUCUCUGCUCCAGGGCCUGAUGGUUUUCAACCAAUCUUCUAUAAACGGUUCUGGAACACAGUUGGUGAUGCUCUGUGGAACCUGGUAAAAGUGGCAAUUGAGGAAGGUAGAGUUGAUGAGAAUCUCAUGAAAAUCCUGGUGGUUCUCAUUCCCAAAGUGGACUUCCCCUCAUCUGUGAAAGAAUUCCGCCCCAUAAGUCUCUGCAAUGUUACUUAUAAACUUAUUACCAAAGUGCUUGUCAAUAGAAUGAGACCCUUCUUGAAUGGGAUAGUGAGCCCUAUGCAAAACAGCUUCUUACCUGGGAGAGGUACGAUGGAUAAUGCUUUCCUCGCCCAAGAGAUAGUUCAUAUGAUAGAGAAAUCUAUGGCUAAAGAGGGUAGCCUUGCUUUCAAGAUAGAUCUUGAGAAAGCCUAUGACAGUGUCGAUUGGAACUUCUUGAAGGAAACUCUCCUUCUCUAUGGCUUCCCAUUGAUGACAGUGAAUCUUAUCAUGCGUUGUGUCUCUUCCUCUAACCUGACCCUUCUUUGGAAUGGAGCCCGCCUCCCGGAAUUCAAAAUAGGAAGAGGCCUUAGACAAGGCGACCCUCUCUCCCCGUAUCUUUUUGUUCUUUGUAUGGAACGCCUAUCAGUUACUAUUCAGAAUCAAGUGGAUAUAGGGAGUUGGAAGCCUUUGCGUAUAUCUCAGAAUGGCCCCCCUAUCUCCCAUCUUUUUUUCGCAGAUGACGUGCUCCUGUUCUGCAAAGCCACUCCAUCCCAGGUAAAUCUUCUUGCAGAUAUAAUGCAAUCUUUCUGUGCCAACUCUGGUUUGAAAAUAAAUGUCCAGAAAUCAAAAGCCAUAGCCUCCAAAGGUGUCCGGCGUGAGGUGAAAGAGGAAAUAGCUUCCAUUGCUCCAAUCCCAUUCGUGAAUGAUCUUGGUCGGUACCUGGGGUUUCCUUUGCAAGGGGGGAGAUCAAGGAAUGGCAGGUUCAAUUUCUUAUUAGAAAACAUUCAGAAAAAAUUGGCGUCUUGGAAGACAAAUAUGUUGAACAUGGCUGGUCGGGUUUGUUUGGUGAAGUCUGUGAUUUCAGCUAUCCCCACAUACUGCAUGCAAGCAUUUUGGCUUCCUAGAGGGCUCUUAAAUCAGAUCAACAAGACCAUGAGAUCGUUCAUUUGGUCGAAGGGCUCAGGUAGACCAGGUUGGCAUUUGAUUGGUUGGAACAAACUGGUUGAUCACAAGGAGAGAGGCGGUUUGGGUGUUCGGGACAUGGCAAUAGCAAACACAGCGUUGUUAGGUAAAGCUGUGUGGAGUAUCAUGCAUCACCCUCACAAACUCUGGGUCCAGGCUCUUGCUAACAAAUAUUUGACAGCAUCCUCAAUUUUACAUGCCCCUCACCGUACCUCCGACUCACCUGUUUGGAGAGGUAUUCUUAGGGCAAGAGACAAAAUUCAGAAUGGCUUUCGGUUUCGUCUUGGGAGCGGCGACACAUCCGUUUGGUAUGCGGAUUGGAGCGGGUUAGGUGCCCUAGCCCACCAGCUUCCUUUCGUUAAUAUUGCAGACACCAGGUUGAGUCUUCGAGACCUGAUUCAAGGCAACCAGUGGAAUUUUCAACGGGCCUAUACGGAGAUGCCUCCCAUCUUCAGAGAUAAAUUGAACCUGAUUGCUCUAGUGCUUCGAGGGGGGAGAUCUGACCUUUGGAUUUGGGAUGGAAAUCCGACAGGGUGCUACACCACUAGGGGCGCAUAUGCCUGGCUCCAUGCCCAGGAUCAUCCGCAGGCCCCAACAGGGAUGUGGAACUGGAUUUGGAAGCUUGCAGUCCCUGAGAAAUUGCGUUUUUUUAUCUGGAUUAUCUGUCAUGAAUCUUUGCAGGUUAAUACGUAUCGUUUCAGAUGCAAUUUGAGCCAAGACUCGCGGUGCACCCGAUGCUCAGGAGGGGAAGAAACGAUCCUUCAUUGCAUGAGGGAUUGCCCUCAUUCGAGGGAAAUCUGGCUUCGUUUGGGAAUCCUGUCCAGAGAUGAUUUUCUGCAGCAAGAUCCCAGAAGAUGGGUCACUAAACUAGCUCGAAGCAGCAUCGGAGUUCAAUUUGUGGUGGUGUUGUGGGGCAUUUGGAGAUGGAGAAACAACAUGUUGUUUGAACCUUCUCCUUGGACACUGCAGGAGGCUUGGCGUCGCAUCUGCCAUGACUAUGAUGAAAUUAUCCAUUUCCAGGAUCCCCUCAAUGUUGAGAACGGGAACCAACGUAUGAGUGAUAGUUGGAAGCCUCCGCCAACGGGAACGGUGAAACUGAACGUUGAUGGAAGCUUUGGUGGAGAACCUCAUCGCAUGGGUGGCGGUGGUGUGUUCCGUGACAGCAAGGGAACAUGGAUGGGUGGCUUCAUCUCCUUUGAAACCGGCGGUAACCCGCUCCUGGCGGAAGCUACGGCGCUCCGUGAUGGAUUGGAGUGUGGGUGGCAGCGUGGCUUCAGGAACCUCAUAUGCGAGGUUGAUUGUCAAGAGUUGAUCUCAUCCCUUGGCGAUCAAGAGAGGACCCGGUUCAUGCCAGUGCUUCAGGACAUCAACAAUUGGCUUCUUAGAGACUGGAUUGUGGUGCUGCAACCUGUUAACAGGAUUGCCAACAGGGUGGCAGACCGUCUGGCUCGUUUGGGUGCGCAAAGUUUGCAACCUGGUGUCCAUGUAUGGGACAAUCCUCAGCUGGAGAUUAUGACUCUUAUGCUGAGUGAUUAUGCUUUUAUUCCUUAG